Molecule: messenger RNA, 561 nt
Organism: Scutellospora calospora
Lineage: Eukaryota; Fungi; Glomeromycota; Glomeromycetes; Diversisporales; Gigasporaceae
Source: the annotation of a GenBank genome assembly
AUGACGACUCGUAACCGACUAUCGUCAAAAAUUCGAUCUAUUUUUAUCGAACAAAAUUAUGUGAGCAGGGAUGGCUCUGCUUUAUUUAAAUUUGGUGAUUCUGCUGUUGUAUGUUCAGUAAACGGACCGACUGAAGUUAAAUUACGUGAUGAGAAAGUGGAUAAAGCAACAAUUGACGUAACAUUCAAACCUUUAAUUGGUCUACCUAGUACUAAGGAUAAAACACAUGAAUAUAUUAUACGUUCAACAGUUGAAAGUGUUAUUAAAUCAAAUCUUUAUCCACGAACAUUGAUUCAAAUUGUGUGCCAAGUGAUGAUGGACGAUGGAAACAUUUUGGCAACAGCAAUAAAUGCAACUACAUUGGCAUUAAUGAACGCUGGCGUUGCAAUGAAAGAUAUUGUUGUAGCUGUUGCUUGUAUUGUGAAUAAAGACGGGAAUAUAUUAGUCGAUCCAAUAUUGCGUGAGAUCGAGAAAGCUCAAUCUUAUCACACAUUUGCAUUCAGCAAAACAUCAUUUGGAUUAUUAUUUUGUGAGUCCACUGGAUUGUUCACUGAACAACAG